GCAAGCUCGGGGACACCGCACCCGCCUAGGAGCAUCUGGACUUCGGCCAACCGAGGUUUUCGAGUCGAGUACCCGUCGAGCCCGUGUGUCCAGCGCCCCGCCGCUGCAGCCCCAAACUUUGGCCAUCGCCGCCCAGGCUCGGUGCCAGGAACAAGUCAGGAAUUUGAAAGAUGAAUUAUACCGAGUCCAGCCCACUGGUAGAAUCAGCAGCAGCAGGUUUUACACCUCAGUUGUUAAGUAUCACACCUGUGCCUUCCAACGAGACCACUUGUGAAAACUGGAGAGAAGUCCAUCAUCUAGUUUUUCAUGUAGCAAAUAUUUUUUUUGCAAUUGGGUUGGUAAUUCCAACUACUCUUCACCUUCAUAUGAUCCUUCUUAGGGGCUUGUUAUCUAUAGGAUGUGUUCUUUAUAUCAUCUGGGCCACUCUCUACCGAUGUGCCUUGGAUAUCAUGAUCUGGAACUCUGUGUUCUUGGGUGUCAACAUUUUGCAUCUUUCAUAUCUUGUGUACAAGAAAAGACCGGUAAAGAUCGAAAAGGAGCUCAGUGGCAUCUACCGGCGAUUGUUUGAACCACUGCGUGUGCCUCCAGAUUUGUUCAGAAGAUUAACGGGCCAGUUUUGCAUGAUCCAAACCUUGAAAAAGGGCCAGACUUACGCUAUAGAGGAUAAAACCUCAGUUGACGACCGCCUGAGUAUUCUCCUGAAGGGAAAAAUGAAGGUCUCCUAUCGAGGACAUUUUCUGCAUAACAUUUACCCCUGUGCCUUUAUAGAUUCUCCUGAAUUUAGAUCAACUCAGAUGCACAAAGGUGAAAAAUUCCAGGUCACCAUUAUCGCAGAUGAUAACUGCAGGUUUUUAUGCUGGUCAAGAGAAAGAUUAACUUACUUUCUGGAAUCAGAACCUUUCCUGUAUGAAAUAUUUAGGUAUCUUAUAGGAAAAGAUAUUACAACUAAGCUCUACUCUCUGAAUGAUCCCACCUUAAAUGAUAAAAAGACCAAAAAGUUGGAACCUCAGCUCAGCCUCUGCACGCAGAUCUCCAUGCUGGAAAUGAGGAACAGUAUAGCGAGCUCCAGUGACAGCGAAGACGGCUUGCAUCAGUUUCUUCGGGGCUCCUCCAGUGUGUCCUCCCUUCAUAUGUCAUCUCCGCACCAACGAGCCUCUGCCAAGAUGAAACCAAUAGAAGAAGGGGUAGAAGAUGAUGAUGAGGUUUUUGAACCCAUGUCUUCGAAUACAAUUAAAGUCCAUCAGUUGCCUUGACAAGAGAGAAGAGUCAGUUUACCAAGAUGGAAAUUGUCUUGAAGAGAUCAUGAAAAAUACCAGCACUUUCCCAUAGCUUUUAGUUUAUUCUGUUGUAGUAGGUCCAGAAUGGUGGGGUCUAAGGGCAGAUAAGUGAGGCAGUCUCAAAAAUGGGAAGAUUAUUUUAGCUCUUUUUUUUUCCUGGUCAGGUUUUUAAGUUUCACUGAGCCUUCUCAUUAAACCUAGUUCUAUUUUGAGAUAUAUAUUUUUUCACA
Condylura cristata (star-nosed mole) is the source of this 1507-nucleotide messenger RNA. It is a transcript of the gene POPDC1, whose product is annotated as blood vessel epicardial substance. The transcript is spliced from 8 exons. Lineage: Eukaryota; Metazoa; Chordata; Mammalia; Eulipotyphla; Talpidae. Gene Ontology annotation, cellular component: sarcolemma. The record is from RefSeq and is a predicted model, not a curated record. The coding region runs from base 171 to 1253 and encodes 360 amino acids. Gene Ontology annotation, molecular function: cAMP binding.